Microbotryum saponariae is the source of this 3530-nucleotide messenger RNA. Lineage: Eukaryota; Fungi; Basidiomycota; Microbotryomycetes; Microbotryales; Microbotryaceae. The record is from the annotation of a GenBank genome assembly.
AUGAGUUACUUGAACGUGGCGAUGGCCGUGCUUAUAGGGCUAGGUGUGGUCGUAGUCGGUUCUCUCCUACUCUGUAGCAUCAUGUUCGUCACGACUAGGCACCAGUCGGCGAUCGAUCGUCGCCUCGUGGCCGUUGAGAACGGUCUGUCCGUCCAUAGCCACUUAUCCUCUGUACGUUCCUUGGCGUGUGGGCCUGAGCGUGAUUUGCCUCCCUCUGACCUCCACCCUCCCCAUCAUCCAUUAUCGAAAUAAACCCUUCAUUUCAUCAUCCAACUCAGGACGACCCCUCUGGCCCAACACCGCCUCACCUGCGACCGCGCGUCGACAACAUGGAUGCCGCCCCUGAGGUGGACGCCCCAUCGUCGACCCCUUAUCGCCAAGCCGAGCCCGAACAUCCUUUCCAGCCUCAACUCCCUUCCGAAUACCUCUUCGCCCGUUCCCGACUUACAACGGCCGCCAAGAAGAGGAAGAAGCGCAAGACACCGGCGCAGAAGAAGGCCGCCGCCGCCGCUCGUGAACAGGAGCAACAGCACGACAAGGCCGCCUCCGCACCCCAUGUACUCAAGAUUUCGAGGAAUAAGCACAUGAAGGUGAGGCUGCAUUGCUAAUGGCGUUGGGAAGGGGUCGUGUUGAGCUGUCGUUCUGGCCGGGGUCGUGGUCGAGGUCGUGUGCGCGCGGACCUACUGUCCGGAGAUCAGCUGGGGCUGACUCUUUCUUGACGCGAUCAUCGCCUGAUCUGCACACCAACAGUACAUCUCGUCUUACCAUGUGGGUUCUACCAUUCUGCUGCGUGCGUGUCCUCUGCCCAGACCAGAAACUGAGACUCGUCUCGGGGACACCCUCACCUCAUUUUCACAGGGGCCCUGGUUACAGCUUCCCCACGAGGUACUCGACACCCUCCUGACCGUGAACUGCGACGAAUCCGCACUCCCGACCGUUCGUGGCCUUGUCGAACCCCCUUCAUCGACCCCGACGAUGGACCGAGCUCGAUUCCAUGCGAUCGCUGCCGGCCCCCAUGAACGUCGUCGCUCCCCUUCACCUUCGCCAAUACCCCAGAUGAACCGAGGCGGUGAAAAAGCAGCGGGCAACUCCCAUCUUCCUUCUCCAAUAGAUCCAGCUGUCUUUCGAGGGGUCUCACAAAUUCGCAAGCUCGUCGACGACGCUUCCGAUCUAGCCGUUCGCGCUGCAGUUGGCAUGUCCGCCGCUGCGCUAGGCUCGUUCGGUUCGGGGGGUGGUGCACCACCUUUAUCCGCCUGUCCGGAAGGAGGCGGUCGGAAUGCGGGCAUGUCGGCUGUACGACAACAUCGUUUGAGAGCAUUGGCCGUGUCCAAGUUGGCGGAGGCUUAUCGAAUCGACGAGAUCGCGGCUGCGGUCGCGGUCAUGCAAGGCGCGACGGGACUGGAUGAUCUGGCCCAACGGGUGCUCAAACAAGAACCUGAUCACCUCGAUGCGCUUUACGUACAUUUUCAUCACGAGAAGAUCCCUUCUCGCACACUCGCCAGUUCGACGGAUACGACCCAGUUGGAUCACCUGAUCGCUUGUGACCCACAUCGACUGGAAUACUAUCGCACUCGAGGGGUCGUACAUGGCUUCAAGCAGGAUUACGUCUCGGCCGUGCGUAACUUUACUCAAGCUUUGACGGAGGCCAAGGCGAUAAGGAAGGAGAAGGAACAUCGUGCUGAGGUGCAGGUUGGAGGGGGGAAUUUGAAGAAGAAGAAGGGAGGCAAGAAUGGGAAAAUGGGGGGGAAGAAGGGCAAAACUUCGCCUGCUCCGACAGGGGACGGGAAUGAGGCGGAUAUGGCUCCAAUAUUGGGACCGAAUGGAAAUGCUGCAGCGACGGCUCCGACAUCGGAUCCUUCGUCGACGGUGGGUAAGGAACCGGGCGACGACCUCGAGCGACAAAUGUAUUUCCAUCGAGCGAUGGCUCACUUCCACCAUGCGUGUCGGUUGAUGGAGGACGCCGCUUUGGACGUUGAAGGCGUGCAGAAACCCAAAGGAGGGCUCUCGAACGAAGGCGGUGAAUUGACCCUUCGUAACGUCGGCAUCGUACUCGCGGAUGAGAUUGGUGGUUUGUACGGCAACGCCUCGCCGGAGAAACAGGCGCGAUAUCGUGUUGGGAUGGGGGAGCCAUCCUUGCGCGAACGCGUGAUGACCCUUUUGCGCAAGAGUGUGCGCGAUCACGAGCGGUUCUUGGCUUACUUCAAGGUGUGGGAAGCACCGCCCGGCAACGCGUUGGAGGAAGAAGAUCGACAACGACCUACUCUAGGCGCGAAACAGACCGAUCGACCGUUGACCUUCCGUGGUCGAAGGUUGAUCCACCAUCGUGCCUUGGCCCAACGCACCAGGGACGCCGAUCCUCGUCGUCUUGAACGACAACGUCGUCAUCAAGAUGCGCCCAUGCCUGCCCCAACCCUAUUGACGACCUAUCAUCCUUUGAUCAUCGAAUCCCACUUCACCGUCCUCUUGAUCCACCUCCUGUUGGGCGACUUCAAAACCCUAGUCCAAGCCCACGCUCGCACCGUACGAUUGAUGGACCAUCUCGAAGGAUACCCCGUCUUCCUCCCCGCGCGUUCGCUGACCAUGUCCGAAUACGCCGAAGUACUCGAACGUCUUUCAGCGACGUGGAGAAUCGCUCGCGAGAGUUCGGGAAUCGCAGCACCGGAUUUGGAUGUGACGGAAGUGGAGUUGGCGCGUGGGGAAGACGAAUUGGCUUGUUUGCAUCAGGUGUGUGGGUUCUUCUCGACGGAAUUUGUGGAGGCGCUCGUGAGGCAGGCGGAGAGGGAGAGACAGGCUUUCGUGGCGAAGAAAGAGGGGGCGGUGGGGGAGAGGAGGAAGCUGUUGGGGUUGGAGAAUGGCCUGGGGAUGGGUAAGGCGAAGGAGAUUACGUAUGGGGAGGAGGAGGAGGAGGAGGAGGCCAAGGGGCAGGGGAACACGACGGGGAGUUGGAAGGAGGAGAGGGAUAAGGCUGAUGCGGAGAGGAGGAAGAUCGAUCCUUCUUGUGAGUGACGGGCUGGGGUCGUAGUUCCUUAGAUGAAGUAGAUUCCUUUCAUGCUGAUAGGAUCCCGUGUUCCCCAGAUGCGACCUACAAUACCGCCCGCGCCGAAGUCGCUCUCGCAUGGCUACAAGCCGUCAUACUCCCCGAAAAGGAAGCCGAACAACUCGCCAAAACCCACGUACAGUUCCCCAACCCAACCACUUCCCACCACGACGAUGCCCAUACACCACUCGGAGCUACGAAUUCCAUAGGCAAAGGAAAAGGAAAAGGAAAAGGAAAAGCUGUUUCUGCUGCUUCAUCUUCUUAUGCUUCGGCUUCGGCUUUCACACAGCAGCAUGAGGCGUUCUUCGGUUCGGGAUCGGGGUCAUUUUCGAAUUCGAGUUUCUUUGCGGGCUCGGGGUCGGGUUCGACUUCGGGGUUGACGAUGGCGGAGGCUGCAGAAGCGGGGGGGAUCGAAGACGGGGGAGGUGUGGUAGUGGAGGAAGAAGGGGUGGGAUCAGGAUCUGUUUUGGAGGACUUGGGGGAAGAGGAAUGA